AUGUCCAUCGAUCAAGUCCGCAAGCGCUACGAGGCUGCUGGCCAGGGACAUCUACUCCAGUUCUGGCCCACCCUCUCUCAAUCGGAGCGCUCGUUACUCCUCGCACAGCUCGAUGCCCUCGAUAUCGAGCGCGUGAACCGCAUAUACAAGAAAGCCAUCAGCGGUGAGCAGGCGGCUGCACAGAACGCUGGCAAGGACGCUAUCGAGCCUUUACCCGAGGAUGCUGCCGACUCUGUCAUUGGUCUCCCGGGGAAGGAGAGCGAAUGGCGCGCAGUCGGUCUGCAGGCUAUCGCACGCGGCGAGGUUGGCGUGCUGUUGAUGGCCGGUGGGCAGGGCACGCGUCUGGGGAGCAGUGCGCCCAAGGGCUGCUACGACAUCGGCCUACCCUCUCACAAGUCGCUUUUCCAGUAUCAGGCGGAACGCAUCGCGCGUCUGCAGACAGUUGCGGAGGAGCAGAGCGGGAAGACAGCUGGCUCUGUCGUUAUUCCCUGGUAUGUUAUGACUAGUGGGCCGACACGUCGCGAGACGGAGGACUUCUUCAAGAAGCACUCGUACUUUGGACUUUCACCCGAAAAUGUCGUGUUCUUCGAGCAAGGAACACUGCCGUGUCUUACUAUGGAUGGCAAGGUUAUCCUCGAGACGCCGUCUCGCGUCGCUGUCGCGCCGGAUGGCAACGGCGGGCUCUACGCUGCGCUGCGCGCACCCCUUGCCAACGCCAAGAAGACGGUGCUCUCUGACCUGGCUCAACGCAAGGUCCAGUUCGUGCACGCGUACUGCGUCGACAACUGCCUCGUGCGCGUCGCCGACCCUGUCUUCCUCGGCUAUUGCAUCAACAAACAAGCCGAUUGCGCUGCCAAGGUCGUGCCGAAGGCCUCCCCCACUGAGGCCGUCGGCGUCGUCGCGCGACGCGGAAAUAAGUUCAGCGUGGUUGAGUACUCCGAGAUCUCGCAGGAGCAGGCGGAGCGGAGGGACCUGAAAACGGGUGAGCUCGCAUUCCGCGCGGGCAACAUCGCGAACCACUUCUACACGACCGCGUUCCUCGACGGUGUUGAGGCGUUUGAGGACGAGCUCGCGUUCCAUAUCGCACGCAAAAAGAUCCCGUUCGUCGACUCUCACGGCGCGACCGUCAAGCCGAGCAAGCCGAACGGCAUGAAGCUCGAGAUGUUCGUGUUCGACGUGUUCCCGUUCACGAAGCGCUUCGCCGUGCUCGAAGUCGCACGGAACGAGGAGUUCAGCCCGCUGAAGAAUGCGCCGGGCACGGGCUCCGACGACCCGGGAACGAGCCGCCGCGACUUGCUCGCCCAGCACAAGCGUUUCCUGGAGCACGCGGGCGCGAAGGUGGUGGAGGGUGCUGACAUCGAGCUGUCCCCACUGGUAACAUACGCAGGCGAGGGGUUGGCGCCGGUGAAGGGUAAAAAGCUUGCUCGGUCGGGCAUGGUUGAGUCGGUCGAAGAAUUAGACGCUCUGGUUUAG
Sparassis crispa is the source of this 1473-nucleotide messenger RNA. RefSeq names its product UDP-N-acetylglucosamine pyrophosphorylase. Lineage: Eukaryota; Fungi; Basidiomycota; Agaricomycetes; Polyporales; Sparassidaceae. The record is from RefSeq and is a predicted model, not a curated record. Gene Ontology annotation, molecular function: UDP-N-acetylglucosamine diphosphorylase activity. Gene Ontology annotation, biological process: UDP-N-acetylglucosamine biosynthetic process. The transcript is spliced from 2 exons. Bases 1 to 1473 code for a protein of 490 amino acids.